Molecule: messenger RNA, 1293 nt
Organism: Aspergillus mulundensis
Lineage: Eukaryota; Fungi; Ascomycota; Eurotiomycetes; Eurotiales; Aspergillaceae
Exons: 1
Coding region: 1-1293 (430 amino acids)
Source: RefSeq, a predicted model, not a curated record
AUGGACCCCAACACCCCCUCCAACAACGCAAGCGCACCCAUCCCCACCCACAUCGGGGACGACACGGACGACAUGCUCCACCUAUACAUCCGCGCCCAGCACGACUUAUACCUCGCCCUCAGACGCCUCCCCGUCCUCUCCGAAGCAUUGCACGAGCGCCUCGUCGAGCAACAAGGGCGUCUUCGCCACUGGGCUAGGCAAACCCUGGUCUCGCGACACUGCCCAAAUGGAAUCGGUCUUGCCGACCGGCUGCUGCGCGUCGGCGUUACGGAGGAUAAUGUGUGCGCUAUCCUGCUGCGGCUUCUCGAGUUGAUCGAAGACAACUUCACUCCACGGCGGUUUUCUACGCCGGUGACUACGGUUGAAGUUGAGGCGGAGGAAUUGGAGCGUUUGAGCUUGAACGGGGAGGGGGGUUUGACGAAUGGUGCAAGCGGAGAUGGGCACGAAGACCGCCACGAUCAGGACGUCGUGGAUGAUCAAGAUGUCGAAGAGGGAGAGAUUGUCCUCGACAUCCCAGCGCGAUCGGAUUCGCCAACUCCGGCUUUCCCUGCGCCUGUCCCUGUUCCGCCGAUUCCGCCUAGAGCGCCGGAGAGAGAGUUCGUGGUGAGGCAUUGGUCGAGCCAACACGCAGAGCAGGGCGGCAGUGGAGCGUCGGGUGUGCAUGGUGGGCACGGACAUGGUCAGGAUGGAGGACCAGCGGAGAGUGAGGCUCAAGCUGGAGGUCUACCGCAUCCUUCCCUUCCACCUCCGCCAAUUCCCCCGAGGGCGCCGGGGCGAUGGGUUGUACCCAGGCGCGUGCAUUGGCAGGACCAGGGGAAUGGAGAGCAGGUGGCGAAUGGAGUGUCUGUGAAUGGUGGACACGGCGUGAAUGGUGGACAUGGCGAGGACGGACCUCACAGUUCAGAUAGUUCGGACGAUGGGCCAGGUCCAAAUGAAGGAUCAGCUCUCAACGGUACCCUCAACACGGACGGAGUCCUGGGCCAAAAUGGGAUAUCGACUCUGAAUGGUGCAGAUGAUGAUGACGGAGCCCAGGGUCCAACUUCGAAUGGCGAUCAAGCGCCGGUUCCAGACGAGACAGACGGAGAGACCGCAUCUUUAGACCCUUCUUUAGACUCGUGGUUGAGUGUGAUCGAGGAGAUGUCAGAGAGAUCGUCUGUCGACAAUGUCCGCGCCAUGGACGACGCUGCCUGCGACAAGAUCGACGAGGCCAUUGAUCUGCUCUACACGCUUUGUCGGGUUUCGGGGGGGCCGGUCAAUGGCGUGGGCAGCGCUAUUGGAUCUGAUACGGCUUGA